ACCCUCAGACCCAGCCCCAGGAAAGUUUCCCUUCUAGGAAGGAGAGAAGCGAAAAUGGCAGCGCGUUGGUGGCUUUGGUGUGUCUCUGCGACCGUGGCGGUGGCACUGCUGCUCGUUUACGGGAUUCCCUCAGCUUCUGCCCAGAGAAAGAAGGAGAUGGUGUUAUCUGAAAAGGUUAGUCAGCUGAUGGAAUGGACCAAUAAAAGGCCUGUAAUACGAAUGAAUGGAGACAAGUUCCGUCGCCUUGUUAAAGCCCCACCGAGAAACUACUCCGUUAUUGUCAUGUUCACUGCUCUCCAACUUCAUAGACAAUGUGUCGUGUGCAAGCAAGCUGAUGAAGAAUUCCAGAUCCUGGCAAACUCCUGGCGAUAUUCCAGUGCAUUUACCAACAGGAUAUUUUUUGCUAUGGUGGAUUUUGAUGAAGGCUCUGAUGUAUUUCAGAUGCUAAACAUGAAUUCAGCUCCAACUUUCAUCAACUUCCCUGCAAAAGGGAAACCCAAACGGGGUGAUACAUAUGAGUUGCAAGUGCGUGGAUUUUCAGCUGAGCAGAUUGCCCGGUGGAUUGCUGACAGAACUGAUGUCAAUAUUAGAGUAAUUAGACCCCCAAAUUAUGCUGGUCCCCUUAUGUUGGGAUUGCUUUUGGCUGUUAUUGGUGGACUUGUGUAUCUUCGAAGAAGCAAUAUGGAAUUUCUCUUUAAUAAAACUGGAUGGGCUUUUGCAGCUCUGUGUUUUGUGCUUGCUAUGACAUCUGGUCAAAUGUGGAACCAUAUAAGAGGACCACCAUAUGCUCAUAAGAAUCCCCACACAGGACAUGUGAAUUAUAUCCAUGGAAGCAGCCAAGCCCAAUUUGUAGCUGAAACACACAUUGUUCUUCUGUUUAAUGGUGGGGUUACCUUAGGGAUGGUGCUUUUAUGUGAAGCUGCUACAUCUGACAUGGAUAUUGGAAAGCGAAAGAUAAUGUGUGUGGCUGGUAUUGGACUCGUUGUAUUAUUCUUCAGUUGGAUGCUCUCUAUUUUCAGAUCUAAAUAUCAUGGAUAUCCAUAUAGCUUUCUGAUGAGUUAAAAAGGAUUCCAGAGAUAUAUAGACACUGGAGUAAUGGAAAUUGAAAAAAUGAAAAACGUGUGUGUGAAAAGAAGAAUGCAAUUUGUGUAUUUUGUAUUACCUCUUUUUUUCAAGUGAUUAAAAUAGUUAAUCAUUUAACCAAAGAAGAUGUAUAGUGCCUUAAGAAGCAAUUUUCCAUCAAAAUCAUGAAGUAUUUGGAUAUGAUUCUCCUCUUAACCUUCCCUUCCCAGUAAACUUUGUUGAAUAUUUAAUUUAGUGGAAUUAAAUAUUUUUUAAAAAUUUUAAAACUACUACUUCAUUUUAGUUACAACAAGGUUCAAAACUGCUUUAGUUAACUUUUGACCAUCUGAUUUUUUUUU
Molecule: messenger RNA, 1421 nt
Organism: Kogia breviceps (pygmy sperm whale)
Lineage: Eukaryota; Metazoa; Chordata; Mammalia; Artiodactyla; Physeteridae
Gene: MAGT1
Product: magnesium transporter 1
Cellular component (GO): oligosaccharyltransferase complex
Source: RefSeq, a predicted model, not a curated record